GUGCCGGGGGAGCCGUUCCGCCGCUAACGGCUCCGGCUGCGGGCGACGUGGGCGCGCGCGAGCUGCCGCCGCCGCCCUGCGGGGGGAGGGCAGGGCAGGGCGGAGCGGAGCGGAGCGCAGCCGCCCGCCCGCCGCGGCCCCACCAUGAUCAAAGCCAUCCUCAUCUUCAACAACCACGGCAAGCCGCGGCUCUCCAAGUUCUACCAGCGCUAUAGUGAAGAUACACAGCAGCAAAUUAUCCGAGAAACUUUCCAUUUAGUAUCAAAACGUGAUGAAAACGUUUGUAAUUUCCUAGAAGGAGGCUUAUUAAUAGGUGGAUCUGACAACAAACUAAUUUAUCGACACUAUGCCACCUUGUAUUUUGUCUUCUGUGUGGAUUCUUCAGAAAGUGAACUUGGCAUUUUAGACCUAAUACAGGUAUUUGUGGAAACGCUAGACAAAUGUUUUGAAAAUGUCUGUGAACUGGAUUUAAUUUUCCAUGUAGACAAGGUUCAUAAUAUUUUGGCUGAAAUGGUCAUGGGUGGAAUGGUUUUGGAGACCAACAUGAAUGAAAUUGUCACUCAAAUUGAUGCACAAAAUAAACUGGAGAAAUCUGAGGCUGGUUUAGCAGGAGCUCCAGCUCGGGCUGUUUCUGCUGUAAAGAAUAUGAAUCUGCCAGAGAUCCCAAGAAAUAUUAAUAUUGGUGACAUCAGUAUAAAAGUGCCAAACCUGCCCUCUUUUAAAUAACAUGGCUACUCCAGGUAAAAAACAAGGAAAAAUGUAAUAGAGGUUUACCACAUAAUUGUUUACUAAAUAAAUGACAUGUUUAACUUUUACUAUUUGGAUAAAACUCAAGGUACUGUAUAGAUAUCAUGUGAAGAAUCUAUGUGAAGUUGAAUGUUGCUUUUGUCUUGCUCAGUGAAAUUAAAGGAAAUGGGUAGUUCCCGUGUGAUUUCUAAAUUACAUUCCUAUGCCCUUAUUAGGCAUAUCACUGUGUCUCGGCUGCUGCAGUAUUUUGGGAAAGUAUUUAAGAUGUUCUUUACUUUGUAUAACCUAUAAUGUUGAGAUUUUUGUAUAUUCACUAAGGUCUAUAAUUAGUUCAUUCCUUAACUACUUCUGCUGUUUGUCAUAAUUAUUUAAGAUUCAAGUGCAAAUGUUGCAUGAAAACAGUAAACUUUUGUUUUGUCUGAAUAAAAUCAUUACAAACUGGACUUCUAUAUACCUGUUUCUGUAAAAUCUGUUCUUUGCAAUAAAUCACUUAUUCCUAUUGGUUGAGCCAACUGUCUGUAUAUAAGUACUAUUGUAGCAAGCAUUAAUGCUGUAUUUUGAUCUCUGAAAAAAUUGCACUAGAAUACUGUGUUGAUCGUACUGGCUCCUCACAUUUCUCACAAAAGCUAUUCGUUCUUAUUCUGAAGAAAAAAUUGCCUUUAUUGAGGAUCUGAUAACUUCUAUUUACGUAUAGAUGUUGAGAAGACGCUCGUACCAUCUGGUGGACUUCCCAUAAUGUCUGAAUUUGCUUAGGGAAGAGCGGGGACCCAAAAGGGUCUCUGCAGUUGCUUUGUAGGAAAUGCAGAAUGGGGCAGAGAAAAUUAAGCAGCUUGAAACUGUACAUAAGCGUAUUGGGUAAUGUGGGACAAAAAAGCACUCUGGAAGGUUAAAUGAUGAAACCUUAGUAGGACCUGUGUGCGUGGUGUCAUUUGAGGUCCUCUACUUUGAGAAUUAGAUUUAUGUGAUACCUAGUAUUGCUGAGGCCUCUGCUCUAAGCCUUGUCACAGCUCUAUAAGUUGCUCAUCUCUUCUUCUGUGAUUUUAAAAAAGAGGUGGGAGAAGAAAGUGAUUUUUUGUUUGUUUUUUAUAAUCAUGCUUUUAAGCUCUGUGUGGUGGUACAUGACUUUAAAAAUGAAAAAUAAAAAUACCAUUGGGAUAUUUAAGAAUUUCUUUACAUAAAAAUAGUUUUAUUCUCCAGUAAAAUAUGCAACUAUAACUAUAGAUGACAAUGCAGUAAUGUUACAUCAAAGACAUUUCAGGACUGGUCUGACAGGUCCUGUGUUGCUUUAGUAGUUCGGAUUUCGUGCAAACAAAGUGUUGUUUUUCUUUCAUUUGAAUGACAGUUAAGACAUACCACUUAAAUGAUCUGAUUCCAAGUUUAUCCUUCUUGGUUUGAUCUCUAAUAAUUGCUGUAGGUGCAUUUCUGAGAGAGGCUCUUGAAAGUCAGUGAUUAAUUUUGAAGUAGAAAAUCUAAUACAAUCCAAUAAGUUUAAAUGUAUUUUAAAAAAUGA
This is a messenger RNA of Rhea pennata, 2257 nucleotides long. It is a transcript of the gene AP3S1, whose product is annotated as adaptor related protein complex 3 subunit sigma 1. The coding region runs from base 145 to 726 and encodes 193 amino acids. Lineage: Eukaryota; Metazoa; Chordata; Aves; Rheiformes; Rheidae. Gene Ontology annotation, biological process: intracellular protein transport; Golgi to vacuole transport. The record is from RefSeq and is a predicted model, not a curated record. Gene Ontology annotation, cellular component: AP-3 adaptor complex; intracellular membrane-bounded organelle; membrane coat. The transcript is spliced from 6 exons.